AUGCGUUUUGCUCCUCUCAUCAUCUGCCUGGCAGCAAUAUCGCUUGCUGCCCCAACACACUUCCUUGACGAUGCAUACGACUGGUCCGAUGAACUGGCAGAAUUCUAUGGAAAAGUGAGCCGGUACAUCAACACCGCAAGGCACAACAUUAGAGUACCGGGGGCUUGCGAAGCCUCUAAGAUUGCUCUGCCCUCCUAUGCUUCGGGAAUGACCAGCCCGUCAGGUCUAAAACCCAGAUACGUUGCACUUGGACGGGGCACCCAGAACUAUACAUGUGCGGACUCUACUUCUAAAUCCACACCUGUGGCGGUGGGCGCUGUCGCAAGACUCUACAAUGCCACAUGCAUUGCAGCCAACUACCCCGAUCUCUUGGCAAAACUUCCCGACUUUGCCUACAGGAUCCCCCUACCAACCAACGAAUAUGCCUCAUUCCCUCCAGCCAACCUUGUAUUGAUGGGCCACCACUUCUUCACCGAUGCAAUCCCCGAGUUCAACUUGAACACUACACCCCAAAAGCAGAAUGGAAUUGUCAUGACGAAGAAGGGAGGUGCAAUUGACGCACCUCCAGGUGCAGUGUCAGGGCAGUACGGUGCUGUGCCUUGGCUCUACCUCACUUCUACUGAUGGCACGGUGGGCAACUACAAGAGCGUCUAUCGAGUCAAUACUGCCGCUGGGUCGCCACCAAAGACCUGCGAGGGUAUGCCACCCGCAUUUCAAAUGCAAUACGCUGCAAAUUACUACUUCUUUGGGGAAUAG
This is a messenger RNA of Penicillium mononematosum, 756 nucleotides long. RefSeq lists its product as uncharacterized. NCBI's taxonomy places the organism in Eukaryota, Fungi, Ascomycota, Eurotiomycetes, Eurotiales, Aspergillaceae. The transcript has 2 exons. The coding region runs from base 1 to 756 and encodes 251 amino acids. The record is from RefSeq and is a predicted model, not a curated record.